CUCCACACACACACUCUCUCUCUCUCUACCAUUUGUGAGAAAGAAAAUCGAUUCAGUUCUAGAGAGAGAAACAAACAAUUUUCGCUGUCUAUCUCUCUCUUGCUACUAGUCGGUCGAUCUUGAGUUAGUUUUAACCCUACACAAGCCAAGGUAACAACAUCUAGCAGGUAGGAGAAGAGAGCUAGAGACUAGGUGGUGGGGGCUCAUUCCAAGAAUGAGCUCGUCGGUGGUUGUGAGCGCGAGCGGCAGCGGCAGCGGCGGCGGAGGAGGAGGAGGAGGUGGCGGCGCCGGAGGUGGAGGAGGAGGUGGGCCGUGCGGGGCGUGCAAGUUCUUGCGGCGGAAGUGCGUGCAGGGGUGCAUCUUCGCGCCCUACUUCGACUCGGAGGCCGGGGCGGCGCACUUCGCGGCGGUGCACAAGGUGUUCGGCGCCAGCAACGUGUCCAAGCUGCUGCAGCAGAUCCCGGCGCACCGCCGCCUCGACGCCGUCGUCACCAUCUGCUACGAGGCCCAGGCCCGCCUCCGCGACCCCGUCUACGGCUGCGUCGCCCACAUCUUCCACCUCCAACACCAGGUGGCAGGUCUCCAGUCCGAGCUGAACUACCUGCAAGGUCACCUCUCGACGAUGGAGCUGCCGUCGCCGCCGCCCUACGUCGCCGGGCCGACCCUGGCGCCGCCACAGCCACAGCCACUGAUGCCGAUGACCGCCGCCGCCAACUUCAACUUCUCCGACCUGCCAUCGUCGUCGGCGGCCAACAUUCCGGUCACCGCCGACCUGUCCACCCUCUUUGACCCACUGCCGGCGGCGCAGCCGCAGUGGGGACUAUACCAGCAGCAGCAACACCACCACCAGCAGCUGCAUCAUCACCCCUAUGACCGGAUGGGCGACGGCUCGUCGAGCAGCAGAGGCGGCGACGACGAUGGCAGCGACGGCGGCGACUUGCAAGCGCUGGCGAGGGAGCUUCUUGACCGCCAUGGACGGUCGUCGUCGAGCUCCAAGCUGGAGCCGCCACCUCACACACAGUGAUCCUCCUCACUGUGUGUGAUCAUCAAUUCAGCUUAGCUAGCUAGCUCAUGGACUAAUUGAUCAGGUGUUAAUCAUUCAUGAAUGCAUUGGUUGAGGCAAGAAGAGAAUUUAAUCCCAAUGGUGAAAUUUUUUUCACCAAAUCCUCCAUGUCGUUGAGGCGAAAAAUCGAACGACGACGACGACGAUGGCGAGGAAGACGAUGAUGGUGAUGUUGGGGAUGGAGAUGGUAGGUAACAGGCAUUGCCCGGUUUUCGCGUAUCAUCUUUGUUCUUGGGCUAGGGUGCAAGGGGUGCCCACUUGCACCAUUUUAUAAUGCUUGGGAGUUUGCUCCAAAAGAGGAAGCUUGGGGAUGAGUUCUUGUUAGCUUAGCUGUAGCCCUGAUCACUGUUCCAUUGCAACAGUUCUAAUUGCAAAAAACAAAACCUGGUCUAAUUUAGUUCAAUAUACAAAAAAAAAAUCUUUGUCUCA
Oryza sativa Japonica Group (Japanese rice) is the source of this 1492-nucleotide messenger RNA. Its product is annotated as LOB domain-containing protein 30. The record is from RefSeq and is a predicted model, not a curated record. Gene Ontology annotation, cellular component: nucleus. Lineage: Eukaryota; Viridiplantae; Streptophyta; Magnoliopsida; Poales; Poaceae. Gene Ontology annotation, biological process: hormone-mediated signaling pathway; positive regulation of DNA-templated transcription.